Molecule: messenger RNA, 1171 nt
Organism: Bactrocera tryoni
Lineage: Eukaryota; Metazoa; Arthropoda; Insecta; Diptera; Tephritidae
Gene: CycC
Product: cyclin-C
Exons: 2
Coding region: 223-1026 (267 amino acids)
Biological process (GO): positive regulation of transcription by RNA polymerase II
Cellular component (GO): mediator complex; nucleus
Molecular function (GO): cyclin-dependent protein serine/threonine kinase regulator activity
Source: RefSeq, a predicted model, not a curated record
CCACUUUUUUUGGUCACUUUCUUCGACGACAACAAAACAAAUCUGACAGUUGUUGACUCGAAUAAAAUUUGCUGAACGAUUUUACAGAAUUUGUAAUUGGUGAAGCUUUUGAAAGAUUUUGCUUAACAAAAAAUUUUAAAUUUCAAUACAAAGUUCAAAAAGGCAAACGUUUCUAACAAAAGGAAUUUGUUUCAACUUUUAUACCAAAUACGAUUGCUUGAAAUGGCUGGAAAUUUCUGGCAAAGUUCUCACUCGCAACAGUGGAUACUUGAUCGGCAGGACUUGAUACGCGAAAGACAAUAUGAUCUACAAGUGCUCAGUGAGGACGAGUAUCAGAAGAUUUUUAUUUUCUUUGCGAAUGUCAUACAAGUACUGGGUGAACAACUGAAACUUCGGCAACAGGUCAUUGCUACUGCGACUGUUUACUUCAAACGAUUCUACGCUCGAAACUCUCUAAAAAACAUAGAUCCAUUAUUACUUGCUCCUACCUGCAUAUUGCUGGCUUCAAAGGUGGAAGAAUUUGGCGUUAUUUCAAAUUCAAGAUUAAUCACCAUUUGUCAGUCGGUGAUUAAAUCUAAAUUCAGCUACGCCUAUACACAAGAGUUUCCCUAUCGCACAAAUCAUGUUUUAGAGUGCGAAUUCUAUUUGCUUGAAAACUUGGAUUGCUGUUUAAUUGUUUACCAACCUUAUCGCCCUCUACUUCAAUUGGUACAGGAUAUGGGACAAGAGGAACAGUUGCUAACUCUAAGCUGGCGUAUAGUUAACGAUUCUUUGCGGACAGAUGUAUGCUUGCUAUAUCCUCCUUACCAGAUUGCAAUCGCGUGCUUGCAAAUUGCCUGCGUUAUCCUGCAAAAAGAUUCCAUGAAAACAUGGUUUGCCGAACUCAACGUAGAUUUGGAAAAAGUUCAAGAAAUAGUACGAGCAAUUGUAAAUCUUUACGAACUUUGGAAGGAUUGGAAAGAAAAAGAUGAAAUACAAAUGCUAUUGAGUAAAAUUCCAAAGCCAAAACCAGCGCCUCAACGAUAAGUAUUAAGUUUAAAAGUAAUGAAUUACACUCCUAACUUUUUAAAUAUAAUACAUUUAAAUCAUUCGUAUUUCUGUAAGUGAAAAAUGUAUUUUUAUAAUUAUUUAUAUUAAACAUUAAUAUUGGGUAAGAACUCAAACGAAGAUA